Molecule: messenger RNA, 441 nt
Organism: Laetiporus sulphureus 93-53
Lineage: Eukaryota; Fungi; Basidiomycota; Agaricomycetes; Polyporales; Laetiporaceae
Exons: 1
Source: RefSeq, a predicted model, not a curated record
GAUUUUUGCCAGAUUUUCAUGUCCUGUGUGGUGUGGUGUACGUACACGCACCACCGCCCCGACCCUGCGCGCCGGCGAGAUGCUGCCUCGCAACCACCGAUGAGCCUGAAAUGUGCGUGCGUGGCGGCGCCACUUGGCAUUGCGACACAGGAGCCUUGAAACGUCUCGAUAACGUCACGACGUCACUCAUGAGCAACGUGAGGGAGCAGUGGUCUCCGCUGUCGGACGUGUGCGCGAUGGGCUGCGUCGCAAAUCAUGCCUUUUCGGUACAGCGGCGGCAGCGGUCUCGGGCUCGCGUACGCCUGCUGCGUCGACAUGUCGGAUUGGCAACUCGCUUCCGGACACGUAUCGGGCGGCGGGUUGCUCCCCCGGUCGUCGGUGAGCGGUGGCUGGGCUCGACGCCAAAUUUACUGCCAUAGUGACUGACUCCGCAUCGCCGCU